Colletotrichum spaethianum is the source of this 954-nucleotide messenger RNA. RefSeq names its product tyrosine-protein phosphatase. Lineage: Eukaryota; Fungi; Ascomycota; Sordariomycetes; Glomerellales; Glomerellaceae. Bases 1 to 954 code for a protein of 317 amino acids. Gene Ontology annotation, biological process: dephosphorylation. The record is from RefSeq and is a predicted model, not a curated record. Gene Ontology annotation, molecular function: phosphoprotein phosphatase activity. The transcript has 3 exons.
AUGACAGACGCAACCCUUGGGGCCAAGGCGGACCUGCCAUCGCCGCCCUUUCACGCCAUCCCGGGCCUACCCAACUUCCGUGACGCCGGCGGCUACCCCAUCGAUGCCCAGCCCGGCCGUAUCGUCAGGCCUGGUGUUGUCUUCCGUUCCGCAGAGCCCUCCCGCCUCACCGACGACGGCGUCGCCCGCCUCCAGGACCUCGGCAUCACCCACGUCUACGACCUCCGCUCCACCAUUGAGCUCAAGCGCCUCGCCCAAGCGGGAACGAGCUGCGACGUCCGCGAGUGGCCCGGUGCCCAGCGCGUCUUCGUCCCCGUCUUCAGGGACCAGGACUACGGCCCCGAGGCCAUUGCCCUGCGCUAUCGUAACUACUCCAGUAAUGGCACCGAGGGCUUCACCAAAGCCUACAGCGACAUCCUACGUACCGCCUCGGAGCCUGACCAUCCCAAUGAUCCCUUCCGCACCAUCCUCUGCCAUCUCGCCACCUCCAAGCCCCCAUCUCCGAUCCUCGUUCACUGCACCGCCGGCAAGGACAGGACAGGCGUUAUCUGCGCGCUCAUUCUUAGCCUCUGCGGCGUUUCAGACGAUGUCGUUGCCCACGAGUACAGCCUGACGGACAUUGGCCUUCAGGACCGCAGGGAAGAGAUUGUUCACCACCUCCUCGCCACCGAAGCCCUCAGAGGAAACCCCGAGGGCGCUCGGCGCAUGAUUGGUUCCCCUGAUGUGCCUGCCUGUGCCAACACCGCUAAUGUCGAGAUCAGAAAGGAAAGCAUGCUUGCGACACUGGCCAAGCUUCGUGAGGACUAUGGCUCGGUUGAGGCUUACGUGCAAAACAGAUGUCGCCUAUCGGCAGAGGCUAUUGAUCAGAUUCGGAUUAAUCUCACGGUAGAUGUUGCCGACGGACAUCAAGUAGUAGACUGGGUAUCUCACACGAAAUAUUUGCUUUCGAUAUAG